This is a messenger RNA of Chionomys nivalis (European snow vole), 1567 nucleotides long. RefSeq names its product translocation associated membrane protein 2 (gene Tram2). Bases 97 to 1209 code for a protein of 370 amino acids. Lineage: Eukaryota; Metazoa; Chordata; Mammalia; Rodentia; Cricetidae. The record is from RefSeq and is a predicted model, not a curated record. The transcript has 11 exons. Gene Ontology annotation, biological process: SRP-dependent cotranslational protein targeting to membrane, translocation; protein insertion into ER membrane. Gene Ontology annotation, cellular component: endoplasmic reticulum membrane.
GGCUGGCGGGCGGACCGGGCCGGGCCGGAGGAGAAGUUUUCGCUGCGGCUGCUGAGCGAGGGUGCGGGCCCCCGCAAGCAGUGCACGCCCGCUGCCAUGGCUUUCCGUAGGAGGACGAAAAGUUACCCGCUCUUCAGCCAGGAGUUCGUUAUCCACAACCAUGCAGACAUCGGCUUCUGCUUGGUGCUCUGCGUCCUCAUCGGGCUUAUGUUUGAGGUCACAGCCAAGACUGCCUUCCUAUUUAUCUUACCUCAGUAUAACAUUAGUGUGCCUACAGCAGACAGCGAGACAGUCCACUACCACUAUGGCCCAAAGGACCUGGUCACCAUCUUGUUCUACAUCUUCAUCACCAUCAUCUUGCAUGCGGUGGUACAAGAGUACAUCUUAGACAAAAUCAGCAAACGGCUUCAUCUCUCCAAGGUCAAACACAGCAAGUUCAAUGAAUCUGGACAGCUGGUCGUCUUUCAUCUCAGCUCGGUGGUAUGGUGCCUCUACGUGGUGGUAACGGAAGGAUACUUAACGAACCUGAGAAGCCUCUGGGAAGAUUACCCGCAUGUGUACCUCUCCUUCCAGGUGAAGUUUUUCUAUUUGUGUCAGCUGGCCUACUGGCUGCAUUCGCUACCUGAACUUUACUUCCAGAAGGUACGGAAGGAAGAGAUCCCCCGCCAGUUGCAGAACAUUAGCCUGUACCUGCUUCACAUCGCCGGGGCAUACCUCUUAAACCUGAGCCGCCUGGGCCUCAUCUUGCUGCUGCUGCAGUAUUCUACGGAGUUCCUCUUCCACAUGGCUCGACUCUUCUACUUCGCAGAUGAGAACAACGAGAGGCUGUUUAACGCCUGGGCUGCUGUGUUUGGGGUCACACGCCUCUUCAUUCUCACUCUUGCCGUGUUGGCCAUUGGCUUUGGAUUGGCUCGGGUGGAAAACCAGGUGUUCGACCCCGAGAAAGGGAACUUUAACACCUUGCCUUGCAGGCUCGGCAUGCUGCUGCUGGUGUGUGUUGCCCAGGCCUGGCUCAUGUGGCGCUUCAUCCACUCGCAGCUGCGGCACUGGCGGGAAUACUGGAAGGAACAGAGCGCUAAGCGCAGAGUCCCAGCUGCCUCCAGGCUUCCAGCUAGGCCCAUCAAGAGGGAACCUGGAUACCAUGAAAAUGGUGUGGUGAAAGCAGAGAAUGGAACCUCCCCACGGACUAAGAAACUCAAGUCUCCCUAAGGCCAAAGUGCUGAGAACGGGAUCCACUGGGUGAGGGCCCAGCAGGAGGCGAGAAGCACUGGCUCCAGCUCAGCCUCUCCGUCGUCCUAGCCACGCUCCAUCUCCAUCAGCAGAAACCUUGGCGUCACAGGGGGUGUAGCUCUCGACCUUCUUGGCUUUCUCUUCUUCCACAAACCAUUUUCAAUAAAGCCAAAAAUCUUCCUCUCUUGCUCCCUUGAGCCACCUCACGGCCUCACUUCUGUCCUGUUUUGGGUCUUCUCAGAGGCCUAGAUUUUCCUACAUGUCUUUCCCACUCACCUCUUUCUCUUCCUUCAUGGCUGUUUCUCUUUCUCCUCACUCCUGACUUCAAUGUGCAAUU